Messenger RNA from Sinocyclocheilus anshuiensis, 1101 nucleotides. Its product is annotated as gastrula zinc finger protein XlCGF8.2DB-like. NCBI's taxonomy places the organism in Eukaryota, Metazoa, Chordata, Actinopteri, Cypriniformes, Cyprinidae. Gene Ontology annotation, molecular function: RNA polymerase II transcription regulatory region sequence-specific DNA binding; DNA-binding transcription factor activity, RNA polymerase II-specific. The record is from RefSeq and is a predicted model, not a curated record. Gene Ontology annotation, cellular component: nucleus. The transcript has 2 exons. The coding region runs from base 1 to 732 and encodes 243 amino acids. Gene Ontology annotation, biological process: embryo development; regulation of transcription by RNA polymerase II.
AUGGCAGGAAACCUUAAAGUCCACACGAGGAUUCACGAUGGAGAGAAGCCUUUCACUUGCCAACAGUGUGGAAUAAGUUUCACUCAAAGAGGAAACCUUAAAGUCCACACGAGGAUUCACGAUGGAGAGAAGCCUUUCACUUGCCAACAGUGUGGAAUAAGUUUCACUCAAAGAGGAAACCUUAACGUCCACAUGCGGAUUCACACUGGAGGGGAAUCUUUCAUCUGUAAUCUGUGUGGAAAGAGCUUCACACGAAAAGCAGGUCUUAAGAUUCACAUGAGAAGUCACUCUGGAGUGAAGCCGUUCACAUGUGAUCAGUGUGGAAAGAGUUUUAGAUAUAAAGACGACCUUAAUAAACACACGAGGAUUCACUUAAGAAAGAACAGUUUUAAAUGUCAUCAGUGUGGAAGGAGUUUCACAGACAGCAGUCACCUUAAGAAUCAUGUAAUAACCCACUUCGGACAGAAGCGUUUCAUGUGCCUUCAUUGUGGAAAGGAUUGCAAAAACAACGCAAACCUUGAGGUUCACGUAAGGAUUCACACGGGAGAGAAGCCUUUUGUCUGCCCUCAGUGUGGAAGGAGUUUCUCAUUUAGAGGAAACCUAAAGAUUCACAUAAGAGUUCACACUGGAGAGAAGCCUUAUACCUGCCCUCAGUGUCCAAAACAUUUUAUGUAUAAAAGAGACCUGAAACGUCAUUUGCAAACAAUGGUCUGUGCAUCGCAAGACGUUUAGGAAAAGGAGCCAUUUAAAAAAUCACUUGUGCAUUCACUCUGGAGGUGUUUUGGGCCAUUAUUGUGUUGAAAGAGUGCCCCGUGAUGAAGGGCAAGGAGUGAUGGUAGCAUCUUUUCUUUCAGUAUUUCAAUAAACUUCAUCUGUCAAUAAAUUGAUAUUAGGCCCAGUAUGUUUAGGAUCUAUGUUAAAAUUAUGUUUCUUUUCAACCCUUCCAAGCAAUGUGAAAGCACAGUUGUUCAGAUAUAUGUCUGUAUGAAGCAGCAUUAGACACUCCAAAAGACUGGAAAGAGCUGCAACAGUGCUGACCUUGGGAGAAGAUAAAAAGUUAAAAACUGAUCAUUUAUAAUAAACACUGCGAUGUUCAUUCAU